CACAGCUCUCCAUUCACAUUCCUGCUGGGAGCUGCGUCCUGCGCGUCGGAAGGAGCUGGAAGUUGGGAAAACUUUGAAUAUAACCAGAUAUACAAAUGGAUAUAUUGCUUUGCAAAAUGAAAAAAGGACAUUUCCGAACAACUGUAUAGCGUUUUUUUUUUCUUUUACUUUUUUUUUUUGCCCAUUCUGGAUUUAUUAUGCGGACUUUGUACUGAGAGCGGGUGGAUCUGAGCGGAUAUCAGGACCCUGACGUUUCAACAUGAUAUUAACACAGAUCGAAGCCAAAGAGGCCUGCACCUGGCUCAGAGCUGCGGGGUUCCCACAAUAUGCCCAGCUUUAUGAAGAUUCCCAGUUUCCGAUUAACAUAUCCUCAGUCACCAGAGACCACGACUUCCUUGAUCGAGAUGCUAUUGAGGCUCUCUGCAGGAGGCUGAACACUCUCAACAAGUGCGCUUUAAUGAGACUGGAGAUCUCCCCCCAAAGAAAGAGAAGUGAGGAUUCGGAUGAGGAUGAGCCUUGUGCCAUCAGUGGCCGCUGGACAUUCCAGAGGGACAGCAAGCGAUGGUCCCGCAUGGAGGAGCUGGAUGUUUUUUCGUCAUUCUCUACAGAUGCAGCACAAAGCUCUUUUCCCAAAGACCAAGUAACCCAGAAGGGCAAGCUCACCCUGCGUGAAGGGAACAGUUCAGAGAGUGUGUUGACUGACCUCAGCGAACAGCCCGAGGUGGGCUCCAUCCACAGCAGCGGGAGUGGAGGAAGAGGAGAGGAGAAGAUCAAUGGCGCCGCCUCUGUAAAUGAGGCGGUACCUGCUGGUGCCACCAGGGCCAGCUCAGUAGCUAGCAUGUGUUCAUCCUCAGGCACAGGAGGAUCAGCAGGCCAUAAUGAAGACUCUCUGUCUGAUGGGUUGCCUCCGUCACCCUUGGAGACCCUCGGGCACUUCACCUUUGAUGUCAAAUCAGGGACAGUUGGAGGUGGUUUGGACAGAGGAGGAGAUGGUGGCAAAAACACUCGUUCAAGAGCUAAAAGCUUCCUGAAGAGGAUGGAGAGUUUGCGACUUCGCGGCAGCGUUUCUUCCAAGAGGAAGAAGAAGGGGAGCACUGGUUUAGGGAAAAUAGAAAUCAGCGGACCUGUCAUGAAACAAGGCUUCGAUGACGACAAACUGAGGAGGCUGAACUGCGUGGACAUCUCAAGCAUGAAUCUAAAUCACCAACACAACCCCACUCAGACCAUGACUCUCAACCGGAACCGCUCUGUAUCGUACUCCACUCAGACCAGCAACGGGAGCACAGGAAGUACUGGAAGCAGCCAGUCCGAGGCCAGCAGUGGCAGCGCCGUGAGCACGCCCAGUCCGGUGACUCGAGCGCGCAGUCAUAGCACGGCAGCAGGUUCCAGUAAGAGAGGAGGGAUGUAUCUGGAAGGCUUUGAUCCAUUUAGCCUUCUCCAGCAGGAGGUGAAUCACCAGCCGCCCAUGCCCAAAUCGGCACCGCCCAUCCCCUGCCAGUCAAGUGAUGGGAUGUGCAUCAAUGAGCAGAACCGCAGAAACAAAUGCAGAGCUCAACCCAAAAGCAGACAAGAAGAAGAAGAGGAAGAGGAGGAGGAUGAAGAAGGUGGCAUGAUCUUCUUUUAUUUGCCAGAGGGCCACAAGCCUGGAACGUUCCCCAAAGCCCUGCAGGAUGGGAGUCUGCGUAACAACAACGGAAACGACAACGGGAAUUCUGUGAUCCUAAGGGGUCGGCAGAGCAGGCGCCAGCGCAGCGCUUCUUCAGGGUCAGUCGACAGCCGGCUUAGUUUCUACGACAACGUUCCAUAUGACGAAAGAGAUGAGGGAGAGGAGGAGGAAGGAGACGAACACAAACUGGACGAGGUGCUUCAACAUGUCACAGGCUUCGUCAAUGCCUGGUCAGAGGCCGUGGCCGGUGAGGAGGAGGAAGAGGAGGAUGAAGAGGAAGAGGGGGACUCGGAUUCUGCUCUAGACUCUGCGUCACCAUGCCCAUCCUCCCCUAUGCAGAACAGGCUGGAAGAGACAGAGAACGGAAGUGACCAGGACAGCACAGGAAACCCACUGGGAGAUGCUGAGGAUGGGAUGAGGGAGCGAAGAGAUUCAGGCGUGGGAGCAUCUCUGACUCGAACUAGCAGACCGCAGAAGCUCCGCUGGCCGAGCUUCCAGAACUCUCAUCGGCCAAGCCUGGCUUCAGCCCAGCUCCAGAUCAGCUGCCAGUCUGUUCUGCAGAUGAAUCUUUUGCAGAAACUCUCCCUUCUGCAGCUCACUGCUCUGCUGGAGAAACACACUCCAACAAACAAGCAUGGCUUCAGUUGGGCUGUGCCAAAGUUUAUGAAGCGAAUCAAAGUGCGCGACUACAAAGACCGGAACGUGUUUGGCGUGCCACUCCAGGUCAUCGUCCAGCGGACUGGUCAGCCCCUCCCUCAGGGUAUCCAGCAGGCCAUGCGCUAUUUGCGCAAUCAAUGUCUUGACCAGGUGGGCCUUUUCAGAAAAUCUGGAGUUAAAUCUCGCAUCCAAGCUCUUCGCCAAAUGAACGAGGCCAGCGGCGCCGAUGGUGGAGGGGUCAGCUAUGAGGGCCAGUCGGCCUAUGAUGUAGCUGAUAUGCUGAAGCAGUAUUUCAGGGAUUUGCCCGAGCCACUGCUCACAAGCAAGCUGUCUGAGACCUUCCUGCAGAUUUAUCAAUACAUGCCCAAAGAGCUCCGCCUCCAGGCUACCCGUGCCGCUGUGCUGCUGCUGCCAGAUGAGAACAGGGAGGCGCUGCGCACACUGCUGUGCCUGCUUAGUGACGUGACGGCGUGUGUGGCUGAGAACCAGAUGACGCCCACCAACCUGGCCGUGUGCUUAGCGCCGUCACUCUUCCAUCUUAACACCCUGCGCCGCAAGGAGAGCUCUUCUCCCAGGGUAAUGAACCGGAAGCAGACGCUGGGCAAACCUGACCAGAGGGAUCUGAAUGAGAACCUGGCUGCCACUCAUGGACUGGCCCACAUGAUCCAGGACUGCAGAAAACUCUUCAGGAUCCCCGAAGAGAUGAACCGUUGCAGGAACUCCUACGUGGAGCAGGCUCUGCUGCCGCAGCGCUUUGAGGAGCUGGCUGGUGAGGAGGCAGGACAGGGGGGCUACAGAGCCUGCCUUCAGGACAGCUUGGACCAGCUCCUGAAGGAGGCCAAAGACAAGUUCAAAGGUUACGACAGCUGCUCCACGCCUGAGCAUGCAGAGCUGGCCUACAGGAAGGUGCACGAUGGAUUUCCACUCAGACUCUGGAAAGUAACAGUAGAGAUUCCAGCAAGUCCCGAUGAGGUUCUGACACGAGUACUACGAGAGCAAGGGCAUUGGGAUGAGGACCUACUGGAAAGCAGAGUGGUGGAGACCCUGGAUGAGCGGACGGAGAUCUACCAGUAUGUCCGAAACGCCAUGGCACCACAUCCCACUAGAGACCACCUGGUGCUAAGAACAUGGAUCACAGACCUGCCGAAGGGUGCGUGCGCACUUGUUUCUACGUCUGUGGACCAUGAAGGGGUUCCAGUGGUGGGUGUCCGUGCCAAUGUGCUCACCUCACGCUACUAUGUAGAACCCUGUGGAGCCAACAAAUCCAGACUCACGCACAUUUCCAGAAUCGACCUCAGGGGUCGUUUUCCAGAGUGGUACAACAAACUCCACGGACAGUUGUGUGCCGCUGAGGUGGCAAGAAUAAGAGACUCCUUUACGGUUUCCAUGGACAAAUAAGCAGGAAGGAUGCAAUUCGGACCAAAACAGAUUCUUGGACUGCAAAAAAUACUCAAGGAGCAGUCAGACUGUCAUUAUUUCCACAAACAAAAGACAAAGUUUGUAACCUGGUUUCAAGGACUUGCUUGUCCCGGGUCGAAAGAGUUAACUGAUCGUGUUGGGACUGCUGAAAAGGAUUCGCACACAGAUUUAACUUUUUGUUGUCAGUUCAAGACAUGUGGUUUAGACUUUAUCUAAAGGGAUGAUACUGCUUCUGAGAAGCAAAGAAGAUUCAAGGUAUGCAUGAACUUGUGUGUGCGGGAUGUGUUCAAAGCAGCAAAUGGUGAAUGCAUAUUUACUCAUGUCGGUUUACAGGCAGAAGAAACCGUGUACAUACAAACUAUUUUGGGUCAGAAAAGUAGCUUUGACCAUCCACCUCAUGCUACCUCUGACCAACAUUUCUGUUACAGCAAAGCACAGGAGGAGCGGUAGACGUUAUUAUAGAGAGCUGCUGAAUGAAUCUGUGGGUGAAGAAAGAUGCAAAUCCACAGACUGAGUUGGAACAAUAGAUAGGAUAUGGUGAGAUGACAGGUGGGCGAUUGCAAGCAGGGUUUUAGUGUUUAGAUGUAGACAGAGGAGGGCUGGUGGCUGGCUCACCAAAAUGAAAGGACUGAUCAGUCAGGGCCUCAUUCACUGACAGAUAAAAGUCACUCCAAUCCCUACAGAAGGAUUUGAAUGAGUCAGGGGUUUUAUAUAGAAGCCGAUUUUUGUUUGCAAAGAUCCAACCGAUGGGUUUAGCCUCCAAGCUAGUGCCAAAAGCCAGAUCUUUAGCGACUUUACAGAGAACAGCAGGGAAAUAAAAACCAGGUGUAAUGGACCAAAUGGAGAAAAAGCUGAAAGCUAAACCUAGAAGGUGUCAAUGUUCGUUUUAGUCUCAAACACGUCACUGUUUUGUUGAUUGAAUUACGGUUUGUUGUUUGCAUUUCUGUUUUAUUAAAAUAUAUUACAUACUAUACAUAUUCAAUACUUUGUGCACAAAAGAACAGAAGACACUGUUCAAACCUGCAACAUAAACCUCCAGCUACAAGAAAAGAUGAGAGAAAAAAGCCCUUUUAUAAAGGCGGGGAUUUUACAGGUUUUACUGUAAAGAGGGGAGAAUGAAUGUGUUUUUCUAUAGAAGGAUACAAAUCUUUUUGCGUAAGCGUCUAUCUCUCUUAUCUCACAGUGUUUAAAAAGUAAUUAUAUAGAGUUGGGUCCACGUAACUUCUAGCUUUGACGCUCUUCUAUCACAGACUGUUCAUGUGGAGUGUGUAAUUAAUUCACUAAGCCAUUUGUUUAUAUUCUACAAGUUUAUACCUGUAACAGUGUCUCUGCCAAAAUAUAACGCAUGACAAUGACAGUUAAUUUAAAGUAAAUAUAUUUAUACCUCAGAUAUGUUUUGUUUUGUAUCAUUUGUUAUUUUAUUGUACAUGGUAAGCUUUGUGUUACAGAUAAUGUGUUUUAUCUUUUUUAUUAAUAUUAUUGCUGUACAGGUUAAUCAAAGUGCACUAUUAAAUGUAUUAAAAUA
This is a messenger RNA of Cyprinodon tularosa, 5267 nucleotides long. It is a transcript of the gene dlc1, whose product is annotated as DLC1 Rho GTPase activating protein. Gene Ontology annotation, molecular function: protein binding; lipid binding; GTPase activator activity. Gene Ontology annotation, cellular component: membrane raft; focal adhesion. Lineage: Eukaryota; Metazoa; Chordata; Actinopteri; Cyprinodontiformes; Cyprinodontidae. Gene Ontology annotation, biological process: actin cytoskeleton organization; regulation of Rho protein signal transduction; signal transduction. The coding region runs from base 260 to 3721 and encodes 1153 amino acids. The transcript has 14 exons. The record is from RefSeq and is a predicted model, not a curated record.